CAACGAUUACGCGCGAACGCUUUGGAAGAGAUUUGACCACGUUGACGACAUUCGCUGCAACAGAACAGCAAAGCACACAGUAACAUCACAUUGAGGACUGAUCCAGAGCAUUGCAGUGAACCGAUACCGGCACCGUAUCUCGACUUGUAUCGAAGCUUCUACGAGCGUUGCGCAUCUGUAAGCUCCUGGCGACGCACAAUACUGUCCGAUAUGUCGGCACAACAACCCUUCCGGAACCAUAUCGCUUUGAUUUCCAUUCUCCUCUUUUCACUACUGGUGUCUGCCCAGGGUGCAACCGGCGGAAAUCGCAUUGAAUCUGGCCAAUGCCCGGAUAACGCCGAAGAUACCCUUGUCUACUCCCCUUUCAAACCCUACUUCUACUGGCCGUUCUUCCGCGGCACCAGGCAGCGCUGCUGGGUUGCUGCAGACUGCCUCCUUGAAGCUGCGGGGGAGUCGCGGAAGCAACAGUUUGCUGCCACCGCUCUUGUCAUGGGUCUCAUCCCACUUACACUCAAAGACAUUGCCUGGCCUGAAAGAAGACUGAUCCAUGUAACGAAGCGGUUGAAUUGGGCGGUCGAGGUUUUGGUCCUUGCGCUGGGACUCGUUCCACUGGAAACAGGCGACGCGAGAGAGACGAGGAAACGCAGCAGGGAAAACAACAUGCUAGCGAAAAGAGCGUGGGCGAUGAGUCGAAGCAGCAUCAUCAUGGUCAUUCUCGUAUGUUGGGUGGGUGUAUUUGCCAGCUACGCGGGGAUGGUCAUUAUGGAGAUCUACAGCAAGCGUAGCGCGCUGGGCUGUACAUAUCCUGCCACUGUUGCGUCUUGGUACGUCGUUGCGCUUCUGCCUGCGACUAUGCACGCGCUAUUUGCUGCCGUUAGGCGCUCGAAACACGAGAGGCGACUAGUGCAGCUUCACCUUGCGAGCUCAGAUGCUCUAUUAGCGAAAGAUGUGGCGCAGGUGCGAGCCGAAGAGAAGAAGAAGAUUGUUUCGGCAGUCCCAGGUGCGGAUGAAGAUUGGCCUGUGCAGAUGGCCUGGGGCGUCUAUUAUAUUGCGGGCACACUGAUCUUCACGAGCAUUAUGGCCGUGACAGUUGUGGAACUGGUCUGCUGGGUCGGUUUAGGGUUUGCAGUGACGGGAAGCUACAAAAAGGACGAGGAUAGCUUAUUGUAUGUCUUUCUGCCAGGAACAAUCGCAGUCAACCUCGCACGCGCAGGCUAUUCCGUUCUUUUGAUCGAGGCAGGCGGUGAUGAAUCGGAUGAUAUCACCACUCAGAUCUUGAGUCUUGGAUCCCUCAGCUCCUCAUCAUCUGUCAACUGGAGCUUCUUCGUAAAACAUAGCGAUGAUAUCGAGCGCGCAAAACGGUACAACCUGAUGGUGUGGAAAUUGAACAACGGCGAGUUGUGGGUAGGGAGAGAUCCCGCGCCUGAAGGCCAUCUCGAUGCAGUGAGGCUUGGUGUGUUUUACCCAAGGGGGGCUACUCUGGGAGGAAGUGCAAUUGUCAAUGCUGCGGCGACGUUUCUACCAAGCGAUAGCGAUUGGGACCUUUUCGACAAAGAUGUUGGAGAUGGCGUAUGGAGUGGCAGAGACAUGCGACGCGUCUUUGAGAAAAUUGAGCACAAUAAUUACUUGGAAGCUGGCACGCCAGGCCACGGCUUCGACGGCUGGCUGCAGACCAACAUAGCUGACAGGAGCCUGUAUUCGGUGCAAAGUCCCAAGAUCAAAGUCAUCGAGGCUGCGUUGAGACUUCUCGGCAAAGACCCUUCCCAGGUCGUUGACUACCUCGUCAGUGACGCAAACUACCUGGACGAAAGAAGAGACAAGACACAGGGACUUUUUGCGCUCCCGUUCCAUGUGACCAAGACAUGGAAGCGAUUUAGUCCGCGUGAUCGUAUCCUCGCCACAAGCAAGGAGACAUAUAGAAAUGGAACGUUGAAGUUCCUACUGCAUCUCCAGCUGCAUUCGCUCACGACUAGAGUCCUGUUCAGCGACCAAAAAGCGGACAAAAAGCCCAAAGCAAUCGGCGUAGAGUAUCUCGAAGGACCGUCAGUGUACAAGGGCGACACGCGAUACAAUGGCACGCAUGGUAGAACGGGCCGGGCCUUUGCGCGAAAAGAAGUCAUUGUUGCUGGAGGCACAUUCAAUUCGCCCCAGAUACUGCAGCUUUCUGGCGUAGGACCAAGAGCAUUACUCGAGAGGCAUGGCAUUCCUGUUGUCGUUGAUCUGCCAGGCGUUGGUGCCAAUCUGCAAGAGAACUACGAACUGCCGGUCGUUGGACUGGCACAUCAAAGCAUGCUCGACCCUGUCGAUCCAAGCGCACCAAACUGUACACUCGGCGCCCCUGGAGAUCCAUGUGUCGAGCUAUGGAAGCAGGGCACGGGGCCGUACGCGCGGGCCGGCGGCAAUGCGUACUGUGUGCUACUCAAGACCAACCACUCAAGCGAUGGAGAGCGCGACGUGCUGCUGUUUUCUACCCCCGGCGGAGCUUUUCGGGGGUUCAAGCCCUCCACCAACCAGACCUUCAGUGACCCUCCUGAGACAAUGUCCUGGUCUACAGUCAAGAUGCACACUCAGAAUCGCGCGGGAUACGUUCGCAUACAGUCUGCAAACCCGCAGGAUGUGCCGGAGAUCAACUUUAACCAUUUCGCCGAGGGUGCUGAAACGGAUGUCGGGGCGAUAUUGGACACUGUGUCAUUUGGUCGUAGGACAUUCUUCAACACGGAAGCACCCGUGGGACCGGUGAGGCCCAGGGAGCCGCCGUGUCCUGCAGAGGACAUCAAGGAGGACGGAUUCUGCGACGACGCAACGCCAGACAAGCAGUGGAUCCAGGACCAAAUCUUCGGGCAUCACCCGACGAGCUCCAACUCGGUAGGGCCAGACAGCAAUCCGCUUGCCGUGCUCGACACGCGGCUGCGGGUGCGAGGCGUGGAGCGGCUGCGCGUGGUGGACGCCAGCGCAUUUCCACGCUUGCCGGGUGCCUUUCCUGCCGUGGCCACGUUCAUGCUGAGCGAGAAGGCGUCGGAGCUUGUGUUGGCGGAUGCGCGUGAGCCGUAG
Paraphaeosphaeria sporulosa is the source of this 3051-nucleotide messenger RNA. RefSeq names its product FAD/NAD(P)-binding domain-containing protein. The transcript has 3 exons. Lineage: Eukaryota; Fungi; Ascomycota; Dothideomycetes; Pleosporales; Didymosphaeriaceae. Gene Ontology annotation, molecular function: flavin adenine dinucleotide binding; oxidoreductase activity, acting on CH-OH group of donors. Bases 211 to 3051 code for a protein of 946 amino acids. The record is from RefSeq and is a predicted model, not a curated record.